AAGUGUUUGAGUUUCCACUUCCUGCUGUACAGUGGAAAACAUGUCUACGCUCAAGAGAAAACGUGGAGGAAAACACGCUGUCGUGAAAAACGCAAAGAAAGUAAAAUUCGCCGAUGGAAGUGACAAGACUCCGAUCGACACAGAGUUGGAGAUCAAGAAUGAAGUCACAGUUCCCGCUCCGGUUUCAAUGGGGAAAUGGGUCAACAAGGAAAGAGUUCUUAUUUUUUCCUCAAGAGGCAUUGACUUCAGAACGAGACACUUGAUGCAGGACCUCAGGACCAUGAUGCCCCAUGCUAAAUCAGAUACAAAAAUGGACCGAAAAGACAAGCUGUUUGUUAUCAACGAGGUGUGUGAGAUAAAGAACUGCAACAAAUGCAUCUUUUUCGAAGCCAAGAAGAAGCAGGACUUGUACAUGUGGAUUUCAAACAGUCCUCGGGGACCCUCAGCAAAAUUCCUGGUUCAAAACAUUCACACACUGGCAGAGCUCAAGAUGACAGGGAACUGCCUGAAGGGAUCCAGACCACUGUUGUCAUUUGACCCGAAAUUUGAUGCAGAGCCCCACUACGCCUUACUGAAGGAACUCUUCAUCCAGACUUUUUCAACACCACGUUAUCACCCAAAGAGUCAGCCAUUUGUCGACCAUGUCUUCACAUUCACAAUAGCAGACGAUAGGAUAUGGUUCAGAAAUUACCAGAUCAUUGAAGAGGACGCCUCACUUGUAGAGAUUGGCCCUCGCUUUGUUCUCAACCUCAUUAAGAUCUUUCAGGGGAGCUUUGGAGGCUCCACUUUGUUUGAAAACGCAAACUUCAAGUCGCCUAAUAUGCACCGUCGAGAGAUUCGACUUGCAGCUGCAGCUAGAGUGCGUGAGAAGCAGAUGGUGAAGGAGCUGCUGAAAACCAAGAGAAGUGAACCAAGAUCACUUAUAUCCUCCGACGUUACAGCUGAUGUCUUUGCCACACCAGUGGAAAAAAACCCAGUUCAGAUCGAGGCAGAACCUCCUGCGCCAAAAGAGCCGAAACGCAACAAACACAAAGCUUUCAAAAGACAGCGGAAGCAGAUGGCACGUCGGUAACUCGGUGGACUGAUUGAUGAAAGAAUGGUUUGUGUAGUUAGUGUUAAAAUCAUUUCUAUGAUGUUCAGUACAAAGUUCCAUCCCAGACGACUAUCAGUUGUCUGCAGUACAUAUUUUGUAUCAGAAAUAAAAGAUCAGUUUGGUC
Synchiropus splendidus (mandarinfish) is the source of this 1217-nucleotide messenger RNA. RefSeq names its product brix domain containing 2 (gene brix1). Gene Ontology annotation, biological process: rRNA processing; ribosomal large subunit assembly. Gene Ontology annotation, cellular component: nucleolus. The record is from RefSeq and is a predicted model, not a curated record. The coding region runs from base 41 to 1072 and encodes 343 amino acids. Lineage: Eukaryota; Metazoa; Chordata; Actinopteri; Syngnathiformes; Callionymidae. Gene Ontology annotation, molecular function: rRNA binding. The transcript has 10 exons.